This is a messenger RNA of Aspergillus thermomutatus, 2223 nucleotides long. Its product is annotated as LipA and NB-ARC domain protein. The coding region runs from base 1 to 2223 and encodes 740 amino acids. Gene Ontology annotation, molecular function: protein binding. The transcript has 6 exons. NCBI's taxonomy places the organism in Eukaryota, Fungi, Ascomycota, Eurotiomycetes, Eurotiales, Aspergillaceae. The record is from RefSeq and is a predicted model, not a curated record.
AUGGAAACCGAAAACGAAUUCCCCUUCCUCCAGGAGGUAUAUACCCCUCCAUCACAACCAAAGAUCGAUUUCGUGUUCGUCCACGGCCUCAACCCCCGAGGCAGAAACGACCACCCCUACGAAACAUGGCGCCAUCAGAACGGCACCUUCUGGCCGAGGGAUUACCUGCCGCAGGAUAUCCCGCACGCGCGGGUGUUCGUGUACGGAUACAACUCAAACGUGACGAACCCGCAGACCAUGUCGACGGCGGGUGUGAAGGAUCAUGCGAACACGCUGUUGAAUUUGCUCGAUCUGGAGAGGAGUCCGCAGCUGAAUACGCGGCCGCCGAAGAUUGUGUUCAUCGGGCACAGUUUGGGGGGGUUGGUGAUUAAGCAGGCCCUGCUCAAUGCGCAUGAAGAUCCCAAGUAUACGGCUAUCCGGCUGGCGACCUGCGGACUCGUCUUCUUUGGGACUCCCCAUCGCGGCGCCAAGGGGGUCGAAGUCGGCAAGAUCGCUGCCAAGGUCGCUCGCUUCGUGUCGAAAGGACAUGCGAGCAAUGAGCUGCUGGAUUGUCUCGAGUACAAUUCCCUCUUCACACGGCAGAUGUCCAGCCGUUUCAGCCACCAGCUGGAGGAUUAUCGGGUCGUGAGUUUCGUGGAGGGCAAGGAGGUGUUGCUUGGAGGCGCUGGACCGGCGUCUGUCAGCCAUUUGGUUGUUGACGAAGAGUCGGCCGUGCUGGGCCUGCCUGGCAAUCGAGAAACCCGACUCAAACUCGACGCAGACCACUCGCAGAUGUGCAAAGUCGGGUCGCGCGGCCCCAUGUACAAACUCAUCAAGGGCAACAUCAAGCAGAUCGUCGACCAGGUCCUCGUCGCAGAACAAGGAUACAUCCCGCAACCGUCGACGUCGCCCCAUCCGGGCCCUCCGUUACCUCCGCGCAUGCACACCAACAGCAGCUCGCCCUACCCCAACGCUGCCCCUCAGACGAACACCCCGCGCGUCGUGGGGACAAUGUAUGCCGCUGUCGACAGCGACCCGCGGUCCAUCCAGGCCGCGGAGCACAAGAACGCUGGGCGCUGGGAUCAAGCCCGGAACCUCGAGUACGCCAUCUUCCAGGAACACCUGCGGACGCUGGGCCCGGACCACAACAGCACGAUCGUGGCGGGCUACCAUCUCGCCGAGAUCGACCUGGAGGCCUCGUACCUCGCCAAAGCCACAGAAUGGUGCAAGUGGGUGUCCGACCAGAGCCAGCGGACGCUGGGCCCACGACACCCGCUGACCCUGCGAGCCGAGAGCCUGAUGGGCGAAAUCCUCUGCGCACGAGGACGAUACCAGGAAUCCGAAUCGGUGUGCGCCAACGUCCUCGCGCGCCAGCAGAUGAGCAUCGGCGACGACGACCUCGACACGCUGGAAACGCGCCGCCGCCUCAGCAUGGCGUACAGCAAUCUCGGCCAGGAGCAGAACGCCAUGAGCAUCGCCGAGAAACGCCACGAGGCCCUGCAGCGCAUUCUCGGCCCGCAGCAUAUCCGCGUGCUGUCGUCCGCGCUCGACACCAUCGAGGUGCUGAUCACCGCGCGCACGUCCAACGGCGACAAGAUCCUCGAGAUGCGCUUCAGCGGGGAGAUCGCGCAGACCACGUCGCAGACGGGCCAGAUCGCGCGCGAGCUGAACGACCUGCUCGGGCCCCGCCAUCCGCUGUCCAUCCGCGCGCUGCGCCUGCAGGGGAUCCUGGAGAUGCUCGCGCAGAAUUCCACCGUGGCGUCGGAGACGCUGCGGCGGGCGCUCGCCACGGCGGAGGAAACGCUGGGGCCGGACCACACCGAGUCGAUGGCCCUGGUCGCCACCAUCGGGAUCAUGUACACGCUGCACAGCGACAGGGGUAACUACAUCGCGUUCGUGAUGCCCGGCAGCAGCAACAACAAGCUGGAGAUGGCGGCGCCGUGGCUGACGCGGUACCUGUCGUGGGCGGAGACGCGCAAGGGCAAGGACAGCGGCGACGUGCAGUCGAUGCUGGACAUGCUGGCGAACCUGCACUUCGCCCGGCAGCAGUAUGCCGAGGCGCACAAGUACUACGACCGGCUGGUGGAGUCGUACCAGGCGGCGGGGAUGCCUGUUCCGCAGCUGGUGGCCACGAAUCUGCAGACGUGCCGCAUGCAUACCAUGCUGCUUACGCAGUACUCACCCCGGGGGACGGGGUCGGCUAUCGAGGGGAUACUGAACUCGUUUGUGAAGAAGCGUUUCUAG